Molecule: messenger RNA, 2061 nt
Organism: Brassica oleracea var. oleracea
Lineage: Eukaryota; Viridiplantae; Streptophyta; Magnoliopsida; Brassicales; Brassicaceae
Product: BTB/POZ domain-containing protein At3g08570
Exons: 4
Coding region: 38-1924 (628 amino acids)
Molecular function (GO): protein binding
Source: RefSeq, a predicted model, not a curated record
AAAGUUGAAAAAGAAAAGCUAACUUCCCCCAAAGCCUAUGUUUUUGAAAGGUUUUUCCUCCGCACUGCCAGAGACAGAGAGAGUGUCUGCAGAGACUUUGGUCUUCUUGAUGGGUACCUCGGACAACCCUCCUCCUGCUCAUGUUCCUCCCACCAGCUUCUCCAAAUCCUUUACCACCCGCAUAUUCUCCGAUGUUGCGGGAGAUAUAACAAUUGUCGUAGAUGGAGAGCCUUUUCUACUACACAAGUUUCCUCUGGUGGCUAGGUGUGGAAAGAUCAGGAAACUGGUGGCAGAAGAGAUGAAAGAGACUUCAAGAACCCUCUCCCAUACAGAGCUCCCAGACUUCCCAGGCGGGUCACACACCUUCGAGCUCGCCAUGAAGUUCUGCUACGGCAUCAACUUCGAGAUCACCAUCUCCAACGUGGUCGCUCUCCGCUGCGCAGCCGGUUACCUCGAGAUGACAGAGGACCACAAAGAAGAGAAUCUCAUCGCACGGACCGAGACUUACCUCGAACAAGUCGUGUUUCGAAGCCUGGAGAAGUCGGUGGAAGUCCUCUGCUCCUGCGAGUUGUUGCUUCACCCUCACGACAUAGCCGAAGCUUACCACGUCCCCGAAAGGUGCGUGGAGGCCAUAGCUAUGAACGCAUGUAGAGAACAGCUAGUGCUGGGACUAUCACGUCUUAACAGAACCAGCCAGAGAGGAGACUCUCCACCAGAGUGGUGGAUCCAAGACCUCUCUGCUCUAAGGAUCGAUUAUUACGCACGUGUUGUCUCCGCCAUGGCGAGAACAGGCUUGCGGUCCGAGAGCAUCAUCACUUCUUUAAUGCAUUACUCUCAGGAGUCUUUAAAAGGCAUCAGAGACCGUCAGGAACGUACCAAGCUCGACUCAGGCACGAUUGAGAACGAGCAGAGGAACGUCGUUGAAGCCAUCGUUAGCCUUUUCCCCAACGACAAAGUCCCUCUGAGUUUCCUCUUUGGGAUGUUGAGGGUUGGGGUUACUAUAAACGUUUCCGUCUCUUGCAGGCUUGAGCUCGAGAUGAGAAUCGCUCAGCAGCUGGAGAGAGUCUCGCUUGAUGAUCUACUCAUACCUGUCGUCCGAGAUGAAGAGUCCAUGUACGAUGUGGACACGGUUCAUAGGAUACUCGUAUGUUUCUUGAAGAGGAUAGAGGACGAAGAACGUAACGAAGAUGACAACGAGACUGAGAGUCUGAUUGAUUCCACGUGUCACAGCUCGUUACUGAAAGUGGGACUGAUCAUAGAUGCGUAUUUGGCAGAGAUCGCACCAGACCCGUUCCUGAGUCUAAACAAGUUUACCGAUUUGAUAGAGAUUUUGCCGGAUUACGUGCGUGUCACGCAUGAUGGUCUCUACAGAGCUAUUGAUAUGUUUCUUAAGGGACAUCCGUUGCUGACCGAACAAGAAUGCAAAAGUCUCUGCAAGUUCGUAGACACGAAGAAACUUACACAAGAAGCAUGCAGCCACGCGGCUCAGAACGACCGGUUACCGGUGCAGAUGGUUGUUCGAGUUCUUUACUCGGAACAGCUGCGUCUGAAGAACAUUGUGUCAGGAGAGUCAGGGAUGGUAAUGUCGUCUCAGAAACUCAGCAGCGGGGUCCCGAGCGGAGCAACGUCUCCGAGAGACACUUACGCAUCGUUGAGGAGGGAGAACAGAGAGUUGAAGCUGGAGAUCUCGAGGGUGAGAGUGAGACUGAGCGAGUUAGAGAAGGAGCAGGUUUUGAUGAAACAAGGGAUGAUUGAGAAGUCAGGUCAUGGUGGAACAUUGAUGACCUCACUUUCCAAAGGGAUUGGGAGGAUGUCUAUAUUUGGUGGUGGAGCUAAAGAAGAGAAACGACGUAAGGCUAACCGCAAAAACAGGCCAAGGUUGAAGGGCAAAACCGGUAUUAACCGAACAGAGUCUAUGUUUUAAAAAGGUGGCUAGGGAACACUUAAUAAUAUCAUGUAUUCUUAACAAAGUCUAUGGCUACUUCUGAGUGUAUAUCUCGUGAUCAGAACUUGGAAUGUGAUUUAUCAAAUAAUAUUAUAGAACAAAAAUUGACAUUAAAA